UCAACAUGAACAAUAAAGAAACUGAGAUGGUCAGCAAACUUGGUAGCAAGAGAGUUAAAGCUCUAAGCCCUAGGCUGGUCAACCAUGAAAAGCGAAACCUUGAAAAGGAAUUCAACACUUUCUUAAGUCCUCAGCUGUCGCUGAGCACUAAGGGAAGUGAUAGCCUUAAGGCUACCCCUUUGCAAGGCAAAUUGUGAGACUUUGGGAAAAGAGAGAUUCGCACAAUCUUUAAUUUUGAUGGAUCCCUUGAACUCAAUCAGUGUGCAGCUCUGCUGCACACCGAGAAUGAGAAGGAACUCAAGCAAGGAGAUCAAAUAAAAUCGAAGCCUCGCCAGGCUUAUGAGAUGAAACCACUCCUAUCAUUACCAGAAGAGGAACGCCAGAGAGUUCCUUCAGAGAAAGAAAUUCCUCUGAGUUCGGUAAAGAUGACAAACUUAUUAAAUUCAGAUAAGAAAGCGAAUCUUUCUUCAGAAUUUCGGGCCCCCAAUCCGAGGAAGAGAAAGAUGACUUUGAAGCCGAGCCUUCGGCUGGCUUCAAAGUCUUCUAUCUUAUCUUCAUGAGAUUGUAUCUUCUGCCCUGAAGACCUGUCAGGGUCUUAUUGACAGAAAGAUCCAAGAGGAGAGUUGUCGAAUUUAUCAACAAAACUCGAAGUUAAGGAUCCACCAAGGAAGCUUACACUGAGUGACACACAGCUUAGAUAUGGGUGACCUCCUACUUUAAAGAUCUCAAGCAAGGAGAUUACUUAUGGCUAUCUGAAAAAGGGAGUCAAGAAACCUUGAGAUUAUGACAACAUGGACUGUAUUUCAGAAGGCUCUGAAGGAUCAUCGCAUCCUUCAGAGACGAUGGAAUCAAUGGUCGGAUUGGUGACUGCUGAUAUUUUCUAGAGAGUAAUCUCUUCAAGAAAUCUUGAUGGCCAUCCAAAAUUUAUCCUAAUUAUCUUUUGAAUAAACAUUGAUUCUGGAAACAGACUUGUUUCUCUGAAAAUAAGGGAGCUUUCUUGCCAGGCCUGGCUGUAAGCAAGCAGCCACUUCAUGGCUGAAAGGAUGGUAGGCAGGCUGAUGUAGGGCGCCUUUCAUCUCUGGAGGUCCUUCUAGGCUAACUGUUUCACUAGCUUUAACUUCCCAAAACAAGAAUUGAUGAAACCAUUCAAUUAUUAAACUUAAUUCUUGAUGAUUGUCAACUUG
This is a messenger RNA of Moneuplotes crassus, 1184 nucleotides long. NCBI's taxonomy places the organism in Eukaryota, Ciliophora, Spirotrichea, Euplotida, Euplotidae. The record is from the annotation of a GenBank genome assembly.